Messenger RNA from Cryptotermes secundus, 6477 nucleotides. RefSeq names its product serine/threonine-protein phosphatase PP1-beta catalytic subunit. Gene Ontology annotation, cellular component: nucleus; cytoplasm. The transcript has 8 exons. The record is from RefSeq and is a predicted model, not a curated record. The coding region runs from base 28 to 1005 and encodes 325 amino acids. Gene Ontology annotation, molecular function: protein serine/threonine phosphatase activity. NCBI's taxonomy places the organism in Eukaryota, Metazoa, Arthropoda, Insecta, Blattodea, Kalotermitidae.
CAUUUCAAGCCUGAAACCACAGGAAAGAUGGUGGACAUUGAUUUGAACGUAGACAGCCUUAUUCAAAGACUCCUCGAAGUUAGGGGAUGUCGCCCAGGAAAGUCCGUGCAGAUGACUGAAGCCGAGGUGCGAGGACUGUGCCUCAAAUCUCGUGAGAUAUUUCUCCAACAGCCAAUACUUCUUGAACUAGAAGCACCGUUGAAAAUUUGUGGUGAUAUUCACGGUCAGUACACUGACUUACUACGCUUGUUUGAGUAUGGUGGGUUUCCACCUGAAGCAAAUUAUUUGUUUCUUGGAGAUUAUGUAGACAGAGGCAAGCAGUCUCUUGAGACAAUUUGUCUGUUGCUUGCCUACAAGAUAAAAUAUCCUGAGAACUUCUUCCUACUCCGAGGAAAUCAUGAAUGUGCCAGUAUUAACAGGAUAUAUGGCUUCUAUGAUGAAUGUAAGCGCCGCUAUAACAUCAAAUUGUGGAAAACGUUCACUGACUGCUUCAACUGUUUGCCAAUUGCGGCCAUUAUUGAUGAAAAGAUUUUCUGUUGCCAUGGAGGACUGAGUCCAGAUCUGCAGGGCAUGGAACAAAUCCGACGCAUCAUGCGACCCACUGACGUCCCAGACACAGGAUUGCUAUGUGACUUAUUGUGGUCAGAUCCUGAUAAGGAUGUCCAGGGUUGGGGUGAGAAUGACCGUGGAGUGUCAUUCACAUUUGGUGCAGAUGUAGUUAGCAAGUUCCUCAAUCGACACGAUCUUGACCUCAUCUGUCGGGCACACCAGGUUGUGGAAGAUGGAUAUGAGUUCUUUGCAAAACGCCAGUUAGUAACACUCUUCUCAGCACCUAAUUAUUGCGGAGAGUUUGACAAUGCAGGUGGCAUGAUGUCGGUGGAUGAGACACUUAUGUGUUCAUUUCAGAUCUUGAAACCAUCAGAGAAGAAAGCCAAAUAUCAUUACAGUGGUGUGAACUCUGGACGACCUUCCACUCCACAGCGAAAUCCAACCAAGAAGAAAUAGCUUGUAUCUCCUACAGGUAUAUCAGAUUAUUCUUUCAGAAGACAAGACCACCAUUACAUCUAUUUUCUAUUUACAGUAAUUGUAAUCUGUGAUGACGAUAUUUUGCUAUGAAGAGUGACAAAAAUCGCCCUGGCACUGAUGUGUAGAGUAAUGAUAUAGGCACUUCUUGUACAGAUCUCUGCACCUUCAUUCCCAUUGUCCUUUCACUUCCAUAAGUGCCAUGCCUUCCCUAUUGUUCUUAUUUGUUAAUUAUUAGUGGUCCAAUGAAGUCCUAAUGCAUUGCACCAAGCAAGCAUUCAUUGUAAUGUUACUUCUUAAGCUUCUGUUACACAUAUGAUGAAGGUGAUUUGCAAAACCACCAUGAGGCUAUUUCAUUAGUGUUAGUUUCUUUAUGCGAAGGAGGGAUGUCAUUAGUAGUGCUCCUCUUGUGUCUGCUUCAUUUUCAGUUAUUGACAGAAUAAUUAUUUGAUUUAAAUGAGUACCAUGUAUGUCAGUUUUAAUUAUAGGAUUAUGUUCUUAAAUGCAUACUUGGUUCUUGUUGUGAAGUUGGAUUUCUGAGUACUGAUAGUGGGACAAAAUUAACUAAAACAUAAAAUGUGCUAUACACCUGUAAUGUAUGAGUGUGAAAUGAUGAGUAUUUCUUUUCUACAAAUCAUGUUUUGAAAUGAGUCAUUUCAAGGGUGAACAUUGCAUUUUAUUUCAAGAAUGGAAUCAAAAACAUGUGUGUCUGUACAAUUAAAAAAGCUUCAGUUAAUUCUUACAUAAAGGGUGUAACUGAUUUUGAAGAUAGAUUAUGUAAGAGUUAAGAGUGAGAAAGGACAAAGUUUUUUUAGAGGAUUGAUAGAUGGGGGUACUGGUGAAAAACAAUGGCAUGUAGUUUCACCAUGGCCUUUAUUAUGUGUCAUGUGUAAAUUAUAUCUUCUUUCUGUUAUUGUUCCUGUCACUCUUGUGUUUCUUUCUCAAGUAAUACUGCUUAUAUUCCUUAUACGUGCAUUGUCAAUAUAAUGUAAGUAUAGUGGCGACAUAUUUGUUUAAUUUGAUUUCCCUGUAGACAUGGCUAUAGCUGAGAGAGUUAUCAGUCAGUACUCUCGCUUAACUUGACACAGUUAUAUCAUUUAUACCAGUUCUUAUUCAGUGAGCCCAAAAUAUAAAUCUUCCAAGAUUUAUAUUCCUUCUCUUCCAAGAUCAUUGAAAUGACUUUGUGGAACAUGAAGCUAUUUAUUCUGUAUUAAUAAAUGAUAAAGCACUCAUUUAUUUAACUCAGUUUAAUAUAAUUGUGAAAUUUUAGUGUAUUGUAGCAGAAUUCAUAGAUGUUUUCUACCAUGUUUAAGUGAAUGCAAAACAUACCAUCCACCAUAAUUCCCCCAGCAAGAAUUCUAUUACAAAAUAACUGUUGGUCUUUUAGAAGAAACUUUAUGCAAUUUCCUUAGAUAAAACUUCAGUAAUUACAAUACAUGUUUCAUUUUAUAUGACAGAGAAGCACAUUCAAUCUUGUAAUAUCAGUAUAUUUUCCAUAAUAUAGUAUAUUAUAAUUGUUACAGGGGAACAGGUAAAACAUGAACAGAUCCCAUAUACAGACAGUUCAGACUUACAGUUAGGCCAGUUUCCUAGUGCUGACAGAGGAGUAUGCAUUAUCCUGUUAUAUGUAAGCAUACAUUUGGCCAUCUGAUAUUGUUACCGAAGUCAGAAAAUAUUACAAUGGAAUGUACAGCCAGUUCAGAUGAAACAGUAGGGUCCAGAAGGCAAGGGACACUUUGACAUUUGGAAGUCUGAGAAGGAGAUGGCAGGAUAACAUAAAAAUGGUCUUAAGAGAAACAGAUUGCAUGCUGUGAAAGGAUGGAACCAGCUCAUGAUUGCAUUUACUUUGUAGGCUUUGAUGUUAGUAGCAUUGAAUGUUUGGGUUCUGUUAUGAGAGAGUAUAGAUGAGGUAAAAAUUCUCUGAGCUUCAGUGACUAUUACAAAUACAAAUGUGGGUUAGUUUGUUGGCCAAGAAAUGGGGAGGAAGUGGAAGACUGAGGGAUAGUGAAUGCGGAAAGAACCCAGUUAUUUGUUCCCCCCUUCCCUGGCCAAUCCAUCCUUCAUCUUUGCUUUCCUUCUCUAUGUGAUGCAGUUCAUGCUUGGAAAUGCUUUGUGUCAAGUGUAGUCCUACAGUUUUAUUACUGUUAUUUGGACCAGUUGUGGACAUUCUGUGCCAUCAGAGAUACACAGUCCGUAAGGUGAUGGAUUGAAAGGGUAUUAAGAAUAUGCUAUGUAGUGCUAACAGAAUUAAAUUUUAUUUUAUGCUAUGCAAAGGGAUAAUUACCAUUCCAUCAGUUAAAAAGAAUGGUCACUGUUUAGUCUGUUUCAGCAGAAUGUUAUGUAGGAAGUCAGAUACCAAGCAUCAUUAUAGUAGUUAGCACAAGUGCUUCAGUGACCAGGCACUGUGACUGAGGUUUUUGUAAUUUUCCUCACCUCCUCAAGACAAAUGCAGGAACAGUACAUUAAAAGAGGCCAUAGUCACUUCCUACCAUGUCCUUCCUAGCUCAUCAUUUACAAUUAUUAUGUAAUUCAACACUGUAUAAGUAGUUUGGUUUAUAAAUCAUAAUUUCGUAUGUUUUUUUACAGUAUAUAUGUAAACUGAAUGUAUUUAUAAGUUAGUGGUAUCUGUCAUGCAUGCUAACAUUGAAUAAGAUUUGACUACAAGGAAACAAAAGUGAAACACUCUAGUCUUCAGAGACGGAAAAGAGAUGUGAUAUGAAUGACAGGAAAUGUUUAAGUGCAAAAUUUUACAUGCUUAACCAACAGUAUUCAUCUUCUAAAAAUAAGAUGACUGUUUUUGUAAUUAAUAAUUACAUUCUUUGUAGAUAUAAUCAUCUACAGUAAUUUAUUAAAAAGUGUGAAAUUAAUUUUUAUUAUAUUAAUUUAUUAUUAAUAACCAAUAUUUUAACAAAAUUAUGUAAGUAGAUUUUAAAGGUUUCUGUCAAUGGUGUAUAACACUCAAGAAUUACUGGAUUUUUGGACUUUGUCCAUCAUCCUCUAUUAAAAAAUGAAGUCAUUAACAGCAAAAUAAAGCAGAUGUUGGCAUGAUAGUGUCUAUCUUGUUUACUUUCUGAAUUUAUUUUUGUCUAGACUGCCUCAAAUCAUAUCCUUUUAGCGAACUAUACACAACAGGAUGCAUGCAAUAAAGAUCAGUUUUAAAACUACUGGACAAUGGACAAAGUCCAAAAACCCAGUAAUUCUGAUCAUACCAUAAUUACUAAAAUGUUGAUUUAGAAUGAAAUUUAGAUUACAAGAAUACUCUGCUGCACUCAUUUAUGCCUCUCCACAGAAAAGAUUACUCCCAUGGACUAUGUAAGAUUGAUUUCCAUGUCUCUGUUGUGAGUGCAUGUUUCAGUACAUAUUACUGGAUUUCAGUGGAUAAUUGUGUGACCCCCCCCCCUCCAAAUAUCUUUUGGAGAUUGUAUUGAGUUAUAGAAAAACAGAAGGCUUAAAGUAGAUUACGAGUAGAUAAAAUUCAGCUGAACAAAUUUUUGCAAAUGUGCCUUCCAUUUGUAUGCAUAAAUAAUUGAUUUGAAUAUAUUAAACCUGUUUUUAAAUUAAAAAGUUUGAGAGAGCAAGUUCUCAUGAUGUGAAAGCACAUUUUGUUUGUGCAUAUUUGGUUUGUAAUGCCAACAAACCCAAGUUAUAAGAACGAAUAAUAAGUAUUGUAAUUAAUGAUAAAAUAUAUGCAAAAAUGAAACUGGUAGUUUUCACAAUAAGAAAUGCACAUUACAUUUAAAUCACAGUCAAAAUAAGUUACAUUUGUGUAGCAUUUCUUUGUCUUCUUAUUCUUCUUUAUUUUAUUUUUAUGUUGUAAUGCUGUCUCAACUGUAGGACUUCAUAAUGUCUGCUGAAUUAGGGGGUUCUCAAAGGAAGCAGACACGACCUAUUUAAGUUAAUGAUGGUAUUUGCUGGAGAGCAUGACUGAAAAUUACAGAAACCUCACUGCUGAGAUUUGAACCAGGUAUCUUUUGUACAUGUCAGAUGCAUUACCAUGAAAGAAUUCUACUUGGGUAUGGUAAAAUUAAUGCUGAUACUUGAUAUGUAUUAUUUUAAUUGUUCUUCGGAACUGAACAUGUUCAGCUAAAAUGAAACUCUGAAAUCUUAGUACCUCCAAAUUGUCAUGCAAGUCUACAAAGUUGUCAUCGGUUUCAUGAGAAGGUGAAGUUAUGUAUAGUGGGAUGAGUUUCUUCAUUCAAAACAAGCUCAUUAAAAUAGCACCAGAUGUUACAUUAGGUUUAAUUUAAUGAGCUUUCAUACUGUGGAUAUGACAGCUAAUAGGCAGUGAUGGUUCUGCAGAGAUAAGUGCAUACUGUGUCAGGUAUGUAACAUAUUUUGAAAAAAUACAACUUUUUUAAUAUCUUCCAGGCCCAUGUGUAUGAUGCACAAAUAACGUACAUGCUUUUUGCUUCAUGUGAAAAUGAGUUUAGUAGGUAUUUGAACUCUGCAAAUUAUCAGAAUAGGACAGUACAUAUUUUUCAGCUAUAAUAAUUCUCGUAUGUUUGCAUGGUGCUUGCUGUGCAAUGCUUAUAGUUGUAAAUAAAAUGGGACCACAUACAUGCCACUCAGAUUCUAAAUAUAUUCACAGUAAAUGAUCUGACACCUCCUGGUAAUCAUUCUGAAUUCACAUGCUGUACAUAAAUUUGUAUUCUUUUCUCUUUAGUACUUCUCAUAUGCACCUGUACUGUCAGCACAUUCUAAUAACUGUCAGCCUUUAAUUGGUGGGGAUUUAGUAAUUACUGAAUUUUGUGUGACUUUUAGUGUUAAUAGAUCAUCAUUAAAUGAGCAAAGAAUAAAUUAGUUUAUGUAUUUUUGGAUACUGGAGAAGAGGUAAUUAAUGUUCAUGAAGGUGAUAUAAGGUAGAUUUUUGUUAUAUUUGUUGAAAGAGCUAUGCAGCAUAUACAGUUUCAUUUUCACCUCCCAUAUGACAAAGGAUAAGCUUGAUAUAUAAAAGAUUAUUAACACCGUUGAGUGUGAUUGAUAAAUGUAGUGUUUUUUUUAAUCUUUCAUCCUUUACAUGUUUCGGUCAGAGCGACAAUCUUCAGAAGGAGAUCAGUACAUAUGGAAACUACUAUUACAGCGUCAUAGGUCAUUAUCAGUACAUAGAGAAACUACUAUUAAUAUGUGCAUGAAUUUGUUAAAACAUUUCUAAAUUAUUAUAAUUAGUCUAUUUACAAAGUACUGUUUAAAAAACUUUUUGUUAAAAUCUAGAACCAAUUUGGUUCGUGUCUUUAUACUUCUCUUUAAAGGGAGAUGAAUGUAUGCCACAUUGUGGCUCUGUUGUUUGAAGAAUAGGACUCUUUAGUGUCAUCCAGUUGUUUAGGUCACAUUGUGUUGGUAAUUGAUAAUGUCCUGAAGAUGGUUGCUCCAACCAAAAGUGUAAAGGAUGAAAGAUUAAAAAAAAAAAUUAUCAGUCACACUGAACGAUGUUAAUAUUCUUUCAUACUAUUACUA